GGGCUGAGCCGAGCGCAGUGGCCGCCGACCACCGAGCGCCCCGCGCCGCUCCCUGCAUGUGCGGCCCGCGGCGGCUCGCAGCCCCCGGCAGCAGCCUCGGCAGCUUCGGCCGCGCCUCGAGAGGCGGCUGCAGCGGCUCCAGCAGCGGCCAAGUGGCCGAACCCGGGCUGGGAGACACGAUGCGCCGCGUCCUCCGGCUGCUCCUCGGCUGCUUCCUCACCGAGCUGUGCGCCCGCGUGUGCCGGGCGCAGGAGCGAGCGGGGCACGGGCAGCUGGCGCAGCUGGGCGGCGUGGUGGUGCUGGCGGGGGGCAACCGCUCCGGGGCCGCCUCGGGAGAGGUCGGCGAGGGCGUGGGGGUCUCGGACGCGCCCCCGACCCGGGCGCCCACGCCGGACUUCUGCCGGGGCUACUUCGAUGUCAUGGGCCAGUGGGACCCGCCGUUCAACUGCAGCUCGGGCGACUUCAUCUUCUGCUGCGGGACUUGUGGCUUCCGGUUCUGCUGCACGUUUAAGAAGCGGCGACUGAACCAGAGCACCUGCACCAACUACGACACUCCGCUCUGGCUCAACACUGGCAAGCCCCCCGCGCGCAAGGACGACCCCUUGCAUGACCCUACCAAGGACAAGACCAAUCUGAUCGUUUACAUCAUCUGCGGGGUGGUGGCCGUCAUGGUGCUCGUGGGCAUCUUCACCAAGCUGGGGCUGGAGAAGGCGCACCGGCCCCAAAGGGAGCACAUGUCCAGGGCCCUUGCGGAUGUCAUGAGGCCCCAGGGCCACUGCAACCCUGAUCACAUGGAGAGAGACCUCAACAUCGUGGUCCACGUCCAGCAUUAUGAGAACAUGGAUACCAGAACCCCCAUAAACAAUCUCCACACCACCCAGAUGAACAACGCGGUGCCCACCUCCCCUUUGCUCCAGCAGAUGGGCCACCCACAUUCCUACCCCAGCCUGGGCCAGAUCUCCAACCCCUACGAACAGCAGCCGCCGGGGAAAGAGCUCAACAAAUAUGCGUCCUUGAAGGCAGUCGGAAGUUCUGAGGGUGACUGGGCAGUGGCGACACUUAAGUCACCAAAAGCCGACAAGGUAAAUGAUGACUUCUACUCCAAGCGACGGCACCUGGCCGAGCUGGCUGCCAAGGGCAACUUACCUCUGCAUCCCGUAAGAGUGGAGGACGAGCCACGGGCCUUCAGUCCCGAGCACGGCCCCGCCAAGCCGAAUGGACAGAAGUCCCGCACCAACAAGAUGCCCCCCCACCCCCUGGCCUACAACUCCACCGCCAACUUCAAGAGCUGGGACCCCAAGGAUCAGUCUCUCCGGCGGCAGCAGCCUUAUGGGAACAAGGGCAAGCUUGGCACUGCUGAGUCGGGCUCCAGCGACCCCUUGGGGACUCGCACCCAGCACUACCCACCCCCACAGCCAUACUUCAUCACCAACAGCAAAACAGAAGUGACUGUCUGAGCUGUCACCACAGGGGACAUCCUGGAGACCACACUCAACUGAGAGAGGCAAAAAAAUACCCCCAGCCCACACUGUUCCUGUUCCCUGCCCGCACACCCACCCACACGCAUACUUUCCACACCAACCAACGGCAGACUUACCGGCGACGUGGAAUCACGCUUUUCCUGGGUCCUGCCCAACACAUGUCGGCGGGCAGCUGAGCAAGACCGGAGCCUGGACGGUCAGCAAUACAGCAAAGGGGAAAGUGAGGCACCCUCCUUCGACCUCAGGCCGAGGUGGCCAACUCACGUGCCCACAUCUUGGGGCUGAUUUUUCUCCUCCUCCCAACUUGAAACUGAAAUCCAUGAUGAAGAAAAUAAAAGUAGCACAAUUUAGAUAAAUUGUCCAUUUGAGCACAUAGACCAUUUACCACGCAUUAUCUAGUUCUGGGUGAAAGAGCCAGAAAGGGGAGAAGGGUAAAUGGUGACACCCUCUGAGGGGUGUAGAAAAGAGGGGUUGUUUGGAGAGGAAACAGGGCAUGUAAUAAGCAUUUUCUUAUCCCUGGAAGUAGUGACGUGAUGAGCGUGAGACAGUAACUGGACCCCCACCAUGCUAUUGAUAGUACUUUUCACAUCAUCAAUGUUGAAAAGCAAAAACAACACACACUCAAACUCACAAAAAAAAAAAAAAAAAAAAAGACUCCGAACCCACCGCCAGUGAUGGGAAGGAAAGACCUUUCAGAGAACGCCCAUACAGACCAUGAUCGUGGAAAUGGGAAGGGACGGCUUCUCUGGUGGGGAGAGGGUCCAGAAAGUCUUAAAUAACUUUUUUUUAAGAAAAAUAAAAUAUAACCCCACCACAAAACAGACAAGAACAGCAGAGAAAUUUGUGUCCACCGUCUUCAAGACUUAGGAAAUGAGCAUCAUCAAAGAACAAACAAAAAAGUCCACAGCUCAAGUGUCAACAAGAGGUGAGAAGGGGACCCCGAGCCUCCGAUUUCUGGCGUUGCCCCCUCGCCUCUGAGACAGGAAACAGACACAGAAAUCAGUUCUCUAUUAACUGUCUCUCCCCAACUCCCUUCUCCUUCAGCCUGUUGCUGCCGCCGCCGCUGCCGAAUUUCAACUGCUUUGGACUGAAAAUGUCAUGAGCGUGGGUGGUGCCUUCGAUGUGUCACUGUUGAAUGACAGUCUUGUUUCCCAAGUGCAACCUGUGUUCUCUCAGCCUUCCUCCCUUCUGUUUUCUGCAGUGGUAGAUGUUUCCAUCCUCCCUGUGUUGGUAAAAGCCCACCCCGUCACACCCUCUGAGGGGGCUGCCCCAAUCUGCAAAGACCCAGACCUCCCACCCUCCCACACUGUCAGAGCCCCGCAAGCCCCACCGUUUUCUAGCUCCCUCAACCUGUGAAGCAUCUCUGGGUCCCAUCUUUCCCAGGGUCCCUCCAGUCCAUCUCCCCGGACAGAGCAAGGCCGUCAUCUUCCGUCCACAAUUCCCUGGGGUAGGUGUUCAGAUUGGUUCUCAUCGUGAGUGGGUAUCCCAAGAAAGUCAGGUGUCCUGCCAGUUCCGUUUGUUUGGUGGAAGCCCAAAGAGGGGAGUUGACAGAGAAGAGAUUUUCAUUUACAGCGGGACGUUUUCAGCCCGUCCCUAAAGGGCUUAGCUGAUGAGCAGGAACCUGGGAGAGGCCCCGAGCUCUUCCGGUAUCGGGAGCUGCACCUGGUCUAGUCCUGCAAGACUCUUCCUGGAAUGCUGGACGGCAUUCUGCCUUCCCUACUCUCUGCUCGCACAUCGGGGCAGGGAAACCAGCCGGGAAUGCUCUUUCUUACUCCCUGCUGAUCUGGGGACGUUGACCGUGCAUUUUCUCGCUCUGGGCUUUACUCUCCCAUCUGAAACAUGGGGAACUGGGGUGAGAUCGAGCUUUUCAGGCUUUUUGGAAUAGCAAAACCUCUGCCCAUUUUUUUUUUUUUUUUAAAGCGAAAGACCCUCUGUAAGAUCCCUGUGUAUAGGAGGGUCUGUGCUGGAUGAAGUAGGGGUGGGAGAUUUAGUGCCCGCUUUCUCAGCUGCUUGGCUGAAACCCCAGCUCUCCUCACUGUGGAGUAAACUCCCCUGGGUUUGGUCAGUGUUUCCUUGAUGUUAUCUGUGUACCUGCAGCACAUGUCCAGCAUCUCUGUGUGCCACUGUCACAGUAUUUGUACCUAAAUCAAUUCAUUUCUCACACAUUUAACUUUGGAAAGGAAAACUUUCCACCAUUAUGGCAAAUAGCAAACCAAUAUCAGUCCCUCUAAAAGGAAAGUAAGUAUAAAAUCAGUACCAAAGUAACAGUGCAGCCGUUGUUCUGUUCUAGCCUCAGGCUAUUGACCAUGGAAGGGUUUGAAGCUGAAGCCUGGCAUUUGCUCCCUUCAUUCUCUCCCCUUCUCUUCCUUCCCUGCCUUCCCUUUCUUUCCCUCUCCCCUUGUCUUUAUUAAAAACAGAUUAGCAGAUAUUAAAGAGUUGUUAAAGACAUACUGGCACUCCGUGAAAACUUUCUCCUUGAAGUAAUCAAAUGGACGGAUGAAAAUGAAAAAAGAAUCAUUUCUUAUGUGACUCCAUAUUCAUCAGUGCUCUAUCCGUGUAUUUAUGACUCAAAAAUCUCCUCGCAUCGGCAAGUGGUACACAGCGCAAACUUCAGGAAAUACUGGGUGGGCUUGUCCGUGAGGUUCCAUCCAGCACAUAAGUUCUAUAAUUCUAGUCUCCCUUUUAGUUCCCUUCCGCUCCUAGCCCUCCAUCCCCUUCGCCUGACCUUUAUCCCAGCCCUGAUUAAGGACCUUCUUGAUCUCUGAAUCUAGGGGAUUUAUUCUUCGUGUUCCGUCUCUUCUGAGUAAACUUCAUGCAGUGGGUUUUAUUAGCUGGAGCUCUGCAGCUAGAAUUUGGGCAGCAGAGUUGCAGCGUGGUCCAUAAGAUGUAGCAGUGUUGAGAGUCCCAAGAAGAACAGUACUUCUCAGCCUCGUUACCUUUCUGUUGGCUAUGGGAGCUGAACUGAGGUGGGGGAGGGCUUGGACACGGAAGUUGAUUCUUUGGCUUCUUCUAGGGAGGGUGGACAGACAUCGUGAGACUGAAAGUUGAUCAUGAAAGAUGUCCUGGGGAACUGUGACUGCCGUGUAUCAGCAAGGAUUGUUUAGCUAGAAUGGAGGGACUUAGAAGAGAGAAGUCAGAACAAUGUAGGGAGACUUUCCCUUCCCCAUCUCAUGCCCUGGCAGUAGCCUCUUCGUCUUCUCUUUAGCUACCCGCCCAACUUCCAACCCAAAGGGCCCAGAGUCUGACUGCCCUUUGCCCUCCCAGAGCGUCUCAGCCUCCACCUGCCUUGGGCUCCGCCUGGCAUCCCCCCACCCUCAAAGUCCCCCCAGUUUUUUGUGUAAAUGGAGCAUAUUUUAUGUGCGAAUAUUUUAGUAACCAUAUGUUCUGCAAGUAAACCUGUGUUAAUACUUGUCAACAACUGCAGAGUUUAUGAUACCAAUAAUACUUCCUACAAUGAAGAGAAAAAAAAACAUUUGUUUGUUUUCUAAGAAUGUUUAUUUGUAAACAUAUGUAUUCACUAUAUUAAUAUGAAUUUCUUACCUGGCAAUAAAACUGAUUAUAUGUGA
Molecule: messenger RNA, 5047 nt
Organism: Sus scrofa (pig)
Lineage: Eukaryota; Metazoa; Chordata; Mammalia; Artiodactyla; Suidae
Gene: SHISA9
Product: shisa family member 9
Biological process (GO): regulation of AMPA receptor activity; regulation of short-term neuronal synaptic plasticity
Cellular component (GO): postsynaptic density; dendritic spine membrane; AMPA glutamate receptor complex
Source: RefSeq, a predicted model, not a curated record